Messenger RNA from Nipponia nippon (crested ibis), 669 nucleotides. The record is from RefSeq and is a predicted model, not a curated record. Lineage: Eukaryota; Metazoa; Chordata; Aves; Pelecaniformes; Threskiornithidae.
AUGGAUCUAGUCCUGGACGCCGCCGACCGGCACCUCCUCACGCCCUACGUGUACCCCGCCGGCUGGCCCGAGGGCGAGCCCUGCCGCCAGCUCCUCAGCCUCUUCGUCAUCACCAACCUGGGGGCGCUCGCCCUCUACCUGCUCUUCGGCACCCUCAGCUACUACUUCGUCUUUGACCACCAACUCAAGACGCAUCCCCAGUUCCUAGAGCGUUUCCACAAGCCCCACCACCUCUGGAAGAUCGCGACGCCUUUCGCCAGCCACGCCUUCCACCCCGUCGACGGCUUCAUGCAGAGCCUGCCCUACCACGUCUACCCCUUCCUCUUUCCCCUGCACAAAGUCACCUACUUGGGCCUCUACAUCUUCGUCAACGUCUGGACCAUCUCCAUCCACGACGGCGACUACCGCGUCCCCCGCCUCCUGCGACACGUCGUCAACGGAUCGGCCCACCACACCGACCACCACUUCUACUUCGACUGCAACUACGGGCAGUACUUCACCCUCUGGGACAAGAUCGGCGGCUCCUACAAGAGCCCCGCGUCCUUCGAGGGCAAGGGCCCCCGCGACUACUUGCGCAAGCUCCGAGAGAAAGGCCCGGCGGCACCGAAGGGCCCUGAGGCCACGAGAACGCCCCAGCCCGAGGAGAAAAAGCAUCGACGCGCUUCCUAA